Molecule: messenger RNA, 880 nt
Organism: Sesamum indicum (sesame)
Lineage: Eukaryota; Viridiplantae; Streptophyta; Magnoliopsida; Lamiales; Pedaliaceae
Product: histone H3.3
Cellular component (GO): nucleosome
Molecular function (GO): DNA binding; protein heterodimerization activity; structural constituent of chromatin
Source: RefSeq, a predicted model, not a curated record
AUCCUGAAUCCCGACCCUUUCAACUCCCUAUAUAUAGCCAUCAAUCUCUAUUCGUUCCAGACUUUAUCUUCCACUCCCCAGAUAAGAGAGAAUUGAGAGAGAGAGAGAGGAGAGAGAGAGAGAGUUCUGUUCAAGUGAGAGAUGGCCCGUACCAAACAAACUGCUCGUAAGUCCACUGGAGGAAAGGCUCCCAGGAAGCAACUUGCAACAAAGGCUGCCCGUAAAUCUGCCCCAACCACUGGUGGGGUGAAGAAGCCUCAUCGUUACCGCCCUGGUACAGUUGCUCUUCGUGAAAUUCGCAAGUAUCAGAAGAGUACUGAACUCUUGAUUAGGAAGUUGCCUUUCCAGAGGCUUGUCCGUGAAAUAGCUCAGGACUUCAAGACUGAUCUACGUUUCCAGAGCCAUGCUGUUUUGGCGCUUCAGGAGGCUGCUGAGGCCUACCUUGUGGGUCUCUUUGAGGACACUAACUUGUGUGCCAUCCAUGCUAAGCGUGUCACCAUAAUGCCAAAAGACAUCCAGCUAGCUCGCAGGAUUAGAGGCGAGCGAGCCUAAGCACACCUGUUGUUCUUGUUAAAUGUGGUGGAGUUCUUUAGUAGGUUCUUUGUUAAGCAAUAUAGUAGUAGAUAGCAUCGAAACUCUAGUAGUAGUUUUUUUAUGGUUUUCUAGGAAUUGUGGGCCUCACAGGCCUCCUUUGAUGUGUGUGCCAUAAUGGGAUUAAUGGUAUUUUGUGUUGGACAGAAAGGAUGGUAAAAACUCUGGUGCUGUUUCUUGUUUGUGAAUGCUUUCAAGUAUCUUGUCGCACCACUCGUGUGGUAAAGUAUUUUGUCGAGAAGUAUUUCGUGUUUGUGGCUGAAGUGGUGAAUUUGCUACUUAGUGUGCA